AUGUUCAAGUGGGCGCAAGCGGCGCUGGCCAAUGUUGCCGGUACCAAGGAGCCUAUCUAUGGCCCCGAGGCCAUCAAGUCUGUCGCCGAGGAGGCCAAGACCACUCCCUAUACCGUAGCCACCAGAGAUGACCUGAAAUGGGCCGCCAUGGAGUCUACUUGCGUCGAGACACAGUGCUUCUACUUCAUGACGGACAGUGGCAAGCUCGCUUUUGCCCAAGUUAUCUACUCUAACGUUGCUGGCAUCCGCACGACUUGCCAGUUCAACUCCAAGGUCUUCACCCUGGAUGGAUCCAAGCCCCACCUCUGGUGCUCUACGCCCCUCAACAACCCCGAGUUCAGCGAGGACAAGACCAGCUUCUACGCCACCGAUUGCGCCGUCGAGCUUUCGGCAGAUGGAAACUCGUAUACAAUCAAGUCGUUGAACGAUGAAAGAUCGAUCGUCAACGUGACCGUCAAGAGGACAGCGCCGGGCUUCAAGGUUGGCACCUCUGGCACAACACUUUUCGGCACCGACCCUGCCAACCCUUGGGGUUCCAUGCGCCACAUUUUCUGGCCCAGGUGUGUCGCCGAGGGCACGAUCGCCACUCCUGAUGGUCCCGUCGACUGCAAGGGACGCGCCAUGUUCGUCCACGCUCUCCAGGGCAUGAAGCCUCACCACGCCGCGGCCAAGUGGAACUUUUGCGACUUCCAAGGCCCCAACUACUCUGCUGUCCUGAUGCAGUACACGACUCCCCCUUCUUACGGAUCGACGGUUGUGAACGUCGGCGGUAUCGUCAAGGACAAUGAGAUCAUCUUUGCCGGCGCGGAGGGUGCGGUUACGCACGUUGCGAUCAAGGGCGACACGGAAAACGACUGGCCCGCGCCGUCUGCUGUCAAGAUAGAUGUCAUGGCUGAGGUGCCAGGAUUCGUCAAGCAGAUCGUCGCGGGUGCUGUUGGCACAAAGCCGUACAUCUACCAGUAUGCGCCACAAAAGAAGAAGCUCACCCUCAAGCUCAAGAUUGGGGAGGAGGAAAUUUCAGAGGAGGGCUACCUGUUUGCCGAAGCCACCUUCAUUUCCGCAUAA
Molecule: messenger RNA, 1065 nt
Organism: Sordaria macrospora k-hell
Lineage: Eukaryota; Fungi; Ascomycota; Sordariomycetes; Sordariales; Sordariaceae
Source: RefSeq, a predicted model, not a curated record